GACUUGUAAGUUAUCAAUUUGUGUUGAUUGUGUAUAUUUACGCAGUAUAAUUUUUAAAAUAGGAUAAACUUGCCGAAGUGCUUGCUCAUUUACCAAAAUGCUCUUCUUUCCAAAAUAUUUGGUGUCAUGCCCGAUUCUUCCUCAAUUUUCGAAUACAACGCUUACACGAUGGUUCGAAUCCAAACGUGGCAACAUCUCUUCUAUGAAAAAUUUCGAUCAGUACUCGAAGCAAAUCUACUUGACUUCAAAGUUGAGAAAGCGAAUCAAAUAUGCGCUACGGUGAUGGAGAGCUGUCCAUUCUUUUCCGAAUGCAACGGCUCUCAUAACUAAAGCUUUGACUCAACGAGGCCUAUCAAUUACGAUGGAAUCUCUGAGAUAUACACAAAAGUUUCAAAUCUGCUAAAAUGUCUACUAGUACAUAAAAUCAUGUAACGGAGAACGUGACGUCUCUGUGCACAAUGACAUAUGAUCACUGAAGCUGGCUUGUAAAUCUGUAAGACGGAUAAGGCGGCGUGUUUAUUUUGCUCACAGCGAUUAUCACUUUUGAGCUAGAGUAAAUUCGUCGUGUUAAGUUUACGAAUCGAUGGACGAGAGGCAGUAUGUGCAAAAUCAAUAUGCUGAUGCCGGAUAAAAAAACUAGGAGGUGAAUGCAAAGAGCAUAUAUUCUGCACAAUUGUGCACGGCUUAGACUGGCACUGAUGAGAAAAUAUGUGGCUCCGUAUUCGAGAGGUUUAUAGGACUGGUGGGAUGCAUUCUGUACAUGUAAUUAUAUUACGGACAUUAUGGCAUCCGUUGCAUUUCGUGUCUUUUGGUAUUAAGUGCGCUAAAUAGUCUAACUAGUUUUAAUUGUAGAGUAAACACUAG
Plasmopara halstedii is the source of this 864-nucleotide messenger RNA. RefSeq lists its product as uncharacterized. The transcript has a single exon. Bases 127 to 330 code for a protein of 67 amino acids. The record is from RefSeq and is a predicted model, not a curated record. Lineage: Eukaryota; Oomycota; Peronosporomycetes; Peronosporales; Peronosporaceae.